This is a messenger RNA of Trematosphaeria pertusa, 1676 nucleotides long. RefSeq lists its product as uncharacterized. The transcript has 3 exons. Gene Ontology annotation, biological process: lipid metabolic process. NCBI's taxonomy places the organism in Eukaryota, Fungi, Ascomycota, Dothideomycetes, Pleosporales, Trematosphaeriaceae. Gene Ontology annotation, molecular function: phosphoric diester hydrolase activity. The record is from RefSeq and is a predicted model, not a curated record. The coding region runs from base 205 to 1557 and encodes 450 amino acids.
GAAGGUAGUAUGCGUGCCUUCGAACUUCCAGCAGGAUUGGAUGUCUUGCUGUUCGGCGCCUGCCCCCAUCCUAGAGACAAAAUAUGUAGGUGUCCUUUCUCACAUACUUUUGGGCUGUGUCCCGUCCAUUCUAUGCUCAUCUUCUCCGUUUUCUCGCUGUCACUUUCUUCGCUGGUGGAUAUUCUUGGAUAGAACUCUCAUACGAUGAAAGGAGCACUUCUAGCAGCAGUGGCAAUCAUCUUUUCGACCAGCCAGGGAGCUCCAAUUGAGCGACGAGACUCGGAUUAUAUUUCCUCCUGUGGGAACACGUGGAUGGCAAUCAAUGAUGUGAAAACCAACCAUGGAGCAAUCGGUCGUGUUGGCUUCAACGCCGCAGUCAAUAGCUUCUGUGGGAAAGCAGCUGGGCAGAAACUCGGAGGCAAGAAGUACUUGUCCAUGGCCACUAGGGUAUGGUUCAGCUAUGGCGGAGACCCUGAGACGACGGGCAUCAAUGGCUAUGUAUAUUUUGAGAUUCACAACAAGCAAGACAGUGACCAUGUCGUCGAUGGCGAAAAGUGUAAAGAGCACCUCAAGAAGCUCUCGGCAGAAGAUAGCAAAUGCUACGGGAAAGACAACAAGGACACCAAGGGUGGGACAUUCCAAGUAGGGAACAGCGACGUCUCCUACCACGCACUGGCGAACAAGGUCCCGCCGACCUUCGACUCCGUGGACAAGACCGUUGUGCUCGAUGGAGCGAUUUCAGCACUAGGGGAUGGUGACAAGGGCAAUACCCUGGACCCAUUCCCAACCUACGCCUUCAACGAUAUUACACCCGUCCCAUGCCACAGCCACAACGACUACACGCGCGACACGGCGCUCUACUCCGCGCUGAGCGCCGGCUGCACAAGCGUAGAAGCGGAUAUCUGGGUGCACGGCGACAAGCUAACUGUGGGCCACACCGACCCCGGCGCGAACGGACCAACGCUCCAAGACCUCUAUCUCAACCCUCUACAGAAGCUCAUCGACGAGCGACAAGCAGUCUUCCCUACGAAACCAGAGCAAGCCCUCUCUCUACUGAUAGACUUCAAAGGCAACAGCGACCAGACCUGGGACAAGCUUGUCGCAGCUCUCACUCCCCUCCGCGACGCUGGCCACCUAAGCCACUAUGAUGGCUCCUUCAAGCAAGGCCUCGUCACCGUCAUCGCAUCUGGGAACGCGAUCCAAGACUCUGACGUCCCGUCACCCAUUGCCAAAGCGCUAGACCCCGCCAGUAACCCCUCGCGCUCCAUUUUCGUCGACGCGCGCAUCAACAAGGACAUGUCCAAGUUCGACUCCUCGAAUUCCUACUAUGCAAGCGCGAGCUUCAAGGACGCGGUGCAGGGAAGCAGCAGUGCGAUUUCCGGCGCGAAUCUGCAGAAGCUGAGGGACCAGGUCAAGGCGGCGCAUGAUAAGGGGCUUCUUGUGAGGUAUUGGGAUAUUCCGAGUGAGGGGCUGUGGCAGCAGCUGGUGGAUGAGGGCGUGGACCGGUUGAAUGUGGAUGAUUUGCAGGAUGUUGCCGGCUUGGAUUGGCAUUUGUAGGCGGCUUGAGAUGCCUUUCCUCUUCGACAUGCGGUGCGUAAGUACCCCGUUUCCGUUUCUCGAGUUCGUCUUUUGCUGUCCACUUCUCUUCACACGUUUGUCCCAUGUACCCGCUCGCC